Molecule: messenger RNA, 560 nt
Organism: Nothoprocta perdicaria
Lineage: Eukaryota; Metazoa; Chordata; Aves; Tinamiformes; Tinamidae
Gene: OMP
Product: olfactory marker protein
Exons: 1
Coding region: 35-514 (159 amino acids)
Biological process (GO): signal transduction; sensory perception of smell
Cellular component (GO): neuronal cell body; axon; cytosol
Source: RefSeq, a predicted model, not a curated record
UUGCUGAGGACUUAGCGGAGGAGACGCCGAGGCGAUGGCAGCCAAAGCGGGAGAGCUCAAGGUGCCCUUCAUCCGAGAUGACCAGCUCACCCGCUGCAUGAGGCUGAGAGUCCAGAGCCUACAGCAGAAGAACGAGAAGCCCCAGGAUGGGGAGAAGCUGCUGCGUACCAACGAGCACAUCUAUCGAGUGGAUUUCAUCCAGCAGCACGACUUGCACUUCCUCCGCUGGGAGAUCCAGAUGGAGAGACCUGGGAAGGUCACGGUGACUGGUACUUCCCAGCACUGGACUCCUGAUCUCACCCACCUUAUGAACCGACAGCUGCUUGAGCCAGCAGGCAUCUUCUGGAAGAAGCCAGGGGCCAAGGAGGUGGAGUGCAAUGAAGCAGAUGCCCAGGAAUUUGGGGAGCGGCUAGUGGAGCUAGCCAAGAUCCGCAAGGUGAUGUAUUUCCUCUUCACUUUCAGCGACGGUCUUGAACCAGCUCAGCUGAAGGGCUUUGUCGUGUUUAAAGCCUGACCCCCUCUUGCUCAUCCCACCUUGCUCUCACUAUGUGUUUGUCUUC